CUGACUUGUAUAAUAAGCCAGUCGAGCACGUUUUGCCAUGGAGGUAUCUCUUGCUUCCUUUCCGAAUAUUUGGCAAAUGUUUGUAAUCUUGUUUAGAUGCAUUUGCAUGUUGGUAGGAACAAAGAAGAAAUUCGUGUUUUCGUCCGACAUGUGCUCAACCAUAUCUUCGACGUUUGGACUAGUAUUAUUUCUCAUGCUUAUAAAAGAAGGGGCGGGGCUCGAGUGUUAUCAGUGUUCGAGCUUGACGGACCCAAAGUGUGGAGUUGAGUGGGAAGUGGAGGGAGCCACCACCCACCGCGUGCAGUGUCCGCAGGCCGCAACUGCAUGCCAGAAAAUCGUCAGUGAAAUUCAAGGGUCUGGUGAGCAGCACGUGUACCGCCUAUGCUGGGAGCAAGCGACACUUGAGCCCUACACACACAUCGGAUGUGUCGAGGACGAAAUUCGCGGAGGUCACGUGUGUCGUUGCCUUGGAGACGCGUGCAACUCCGCGCAUGUUUUGCACGGGGAUUGGAUUCUUGCGGGAUUCGGACUCGUCAGUUCGAUCGCUUUCAUGAAAGUAAGAAUUGUUUGACACAAAUGGUUUGAAUUCAUGUUA
This is a messenger RNA of Mya arenaria, 595 nucleotides long. Its product is annotated as protein quiver-like. The record is from RefSeq and is a predicted model, not a curated record. Bases 38 to 571 code for a protein of 177 amino acids. The transcript is spliced from 3 exons. Gene Ontology annotation, biological process: regulation of synaptic transmission, cholinergic; positive regulation of voltage-gated potassium channel activity; sleep. Lineage: Eukaryota; Metazoa; Mollusca; Bivalvia; Myida; Myidae.